AUGGACCAGUGGGAUGACCUAAACACUUGCCUCCUUUCCUACUUCUCCAAUGCCGGCGCGGUCAUCUCUCGCCUUCAGGCCCUUGGAGGUGUGCCCAACAUCAGAGAGGACCUCAUGGGGAACCAUAUGGAGGUUCUGGAGCUCAUUGUCGUUAAUGCUAGGGAGACACUGGAGAAGUUCAAUGGCAUUGUGAAAGCUUUAAAUAAGGCACUGCGUGAUACCAAGCAGAUGGGUUACACUAAAAUAAUCAAUUAUCUCCUUGCUGACUUGGAAGAGCAGGCAAGUUCAAUGGUUUUGCCAUUCAGUUCCAGUGACACUGCUGUACUACGUCAACUCUUUGUAGACCAGCCAAACAUUCCAAAAGAUGAAGGUGCAGAAUGA
This is a messenger RNA of Miscanthus lutarioriparius, 381 nucleotides long. NCBI's taxonomy places the organism in Eukaryota, Viridiplantae, Streptophyta, Magnoliopsida, Poales, Poaceae. The record is from the annotation of a GenBank genome assembly.